Camponotus floridanus (Florida carpenter ant) is the source of this 2003-nucleotide messenger RNA. RefSeq lists its product as uncharacterized. Gene Ontology annotation, molecular function: cyclin-dependent protein serine/threonine kinase inhibitor activity. Bases 47 to 808 code for a protein of 253 amino acids. Gene Ontology annotation, cellular component: nucleus. The transcript is spliced from 2 exons. Gene Ontology annotation, biological process: regulation of cell cycle. NCBI's taxonomy places the organism in Eukaryota, Metazoa, Arthropoda, Insecta, Hymenoptera, Formicidae. The record is from RefSeq and is a predicted model, not a curated record.
GAGAGAGAGAAACGGCGCGCGAGCGUUUGCCGUUGCGCGACGAAAUAUGAGCGCACGAGUGCUGAACCCGGUGAUGAUGACGGAAAUAAGCAGGAAUCUAGGCGGCGGCGGCGGCGGCGGCGGUGGAGGAGGACGAGCGCCGCCGAGCAGGGCCGCGCUCGCCCGCGUGCGACGCGAUCUCUUCGGGCCGGUGGACCACGCGGCCGCCCGCGCCCUCGCCGAGCGCGAGCUGCGCGCCCAAUCGCUCCUCGACGCCGAACGAUGGGGCUUCGAGUUCAAGCUCGGGAUACCGCGGAAGAACUCGCGCUACGAGUGGGAGAAGGUGACGGAGCGCGACGUCGUCCCCGAGCCCUACGCCCUCCGCGGGAUGCCCUACCUGAGGAAACACGCGCCCGGGACGCCGCGGAAGGUGCCGCGCGCCGACGACGCGUCGACGACGGCGUCGCCGACGACGGUGGUCGCGACGACGACGACGACGAUGCCGACGACGAUGCCGACGACGAGGAUCGUCGAGCAGACGGAGACUCCGACGUGCGCCGCGUCGACGGCCGAGAGGACGCCGCCCCAGGAGCCCAGGGUGCCCGAGAUCGGCGAGGCCACGGCGCCCGAUCCUCUCGUCGACGCGAUCGCCAAGAGAAAGAGGUGCGCGGCGGAGCCGACCACCCCCGUUCUACCCUCGGUCGCGAGGAAGCAAUCCACGAUCACCGACUUUAUGAAGACGCGUAAGCGCGGCUUGAACGGCACCACAAAGAGUAUGAUAGAGUCGCCGGAGAAGAUUGCCCGUAACGCGGGUCAGAUACGCAGCUAAAACCUUCAGCUUUCUUGUUCAAGCCUUGGCGUCUUCUUCCAUUUCGUUCGUGCGCGACGUGAGACAAUACCAGAAGCGGGAAACAGCAUCGCCGAAAGGAAUAACGGAGAAAGGGGAACUCCGGCAGGAGGCGCGAGGUUUGCGUUGGCUGUGCCAUUCGUAUAGUUUUAUCUACCAUGAGUGCAGACGAAACAGAUCGAGAGAUAGAUGAAUUAACAAGGAAAAAAAAAAUGAACAAAAAAAGCUAAGAAACAACAUCAUUUUUCAUCACGUAUGUACAUCCUUUUCUGUAAUUCACUGCUUUGUAAUAUCGCGAGAAUUACGGAAACAAUAGUAACAGCGAAGAUAGACGCGAGACGAGAAAAACAGAAUUAAAUAAAUAGAAGAAAAGCGAAAAAGAGAGAGGACGCGCUUGAUGGAAGAAGAGAGAGACCUAAAUAGCUCUCUCUCGUCGCUAUUUUUUUAUGGAACAUGUCAUAUCUUUUUUUUGUAUUAGGAUAAGAAUAUAAGUAAUGUUAAGAAUAUGAAAAUUAGAUUGUAGAUAUAGAGUAAUGAUUUGUGUCCAAAUUAAUUAAUGUAAUAUAUACGUUUGUUUCUUGAGACAUUCAUAGAAAAAUCUUUAAGCAAUGUCGUUACACACAAAAAAAUACUGUAAGAAAGAGAGAAGCACUACGAAAUAUAGUUUAGAUUAUUCAUAGGAGUUAGUUUAUUAGCUUCUAAGAUAUAAGAGAGAGAUAUCGCGCGUAUUCAUUGGAUCGAAAGAAUCGGAUAUUUAAGCUGGUCCAUGGAUUUUUGGGACUCGUGACUGCGUAUCAAUUUCCUCAAGUAUUCAACGACGGAUUUUCCUUUGCUGAAUAACUGAGGAGAUUUUAGAAUCUUAUUAGGAAGCAGAUCUUUGCGAUAGAUAUUGCGCCAAUUUCGAUACUACAUUCUUGAAAUGCGUGCAAUAUCGAAGCAACUUGCAAUUUCCAAAUUAAAGAUUCACAAGCACUUGUUUUGAAUUUUCUCGACUUGGAUAUAUGGUUUGGCGAAAAUAUGAGGAGAAGCUCAAAAGAGUGGUUGCGACUCCGGAAAGUAUCAGAAUGUGACCAGUUUUAAGAAAGAAGAGAAAACAUGAUUUAGCUGUAGUUCGUUACCCAAGUUUAAGCAUUGAUCUCCUGUACGACUUUAAGAAAGUACAGCCGAUGCCAAAUCA